Rhodamnia argentea is the source of this 888-nucleotide messenger RNA. Its product is annotated as universal stress protein PHOS34. The transcript is spliced from 4 exons. The coding region runs from base 193 to 717 and encodes 174 amino acids. The record is from RefSeq and is a predicted model, not a curated record. NCBI's taxonomy places the organism in Eukaryota, Viridiplantae, Streptophyta, Magnoliopsida, Myrtales, Myrtaceae.
GACACAAAUCACAGCUCAAAAUUGCAACGCCUCCUCCUAUAAAGGAGACAAGACCCUGCGUUGUUCUUCCUAAACAUCUCCGAAACCGAAAGAGCAAGUAGAAACCUCUCGAUCUCUCAGAUCUCUGUGGCCAACCAAACACACACAAAAAAAAAAAAACAAGAAUCUCUCCAUUCGUUCUUGGAGGAUUCGAUGGAAGGAGAGGUGGACAUGAACAUGAUGAUGAAGAAAGGAAAGAGAAUAGUGGUGGCAGUGGACGAGAGCGAGGAGAGCAUGCACGCCCUGUCGUGGUGUCUCACCCACCUCAUCUCUGCUGACCAGCCCGGCAACGGCAACCCCACCCUCGUACUCCUCUACGUCAAGCCUCCUCCCCCUGUUUCCUCCUUCUUCGACGCUGCGGGGUACAUGUUCUCGAGCGAUGUGAAUGCGGCCAUGGAAAAGUACGGGUGCGACUUGGUGAAUUCGGUGAUGGGACGAGCAGAGGCGAUCUACAGGAGCUUCAGCACCAGCAUGACUGUGGAGAGGUUCGUCGGGAAAGGGGAAGCGAAAGCCGUGAUAUGCAACGCGGUGGAGAAACUCAGAGCGGACACUCUGGUUAUGGGUAGCCAUGGGUAUGGCUUCAUGAAGAGGGCUCUACUGGGGAGCGUGAGCGAUUACUGCUCGAAGCACGUCAAGUGUCCCAUGGUGAUUGUGAAGCAUCAAGCUGAGGAUAACUGAGAAAUCUUCUCCUCCUUCUUGAACUCCAUGAAUCUCUGUUCGAUGUCGAGGAAAAAGCUACGUAGCCCUAAUCCUGUCGUUACUAGUGGCGUCGAUCUGUGGGCAGUUGCGCAUAUACGCAAUUAAUGUGAGGGACAGAAUAGGCUUUGCAGCGAAUUGUUUUCACUUUGA